AUGUUGGAUCUUAUUUUUGUUGUUCGUAAUGUAAAACAGUGGCAUGCAGAAAAUUUAGAACUUAAUCCAGACCAUUAUGCUCAGCCCUUAAAGCUGUUUGGGCAUAGGGCAAUUGCUAAUGUACAAGAAAAUUGGGGUGCUAAAAUAUAUUAUAAUACAUUGGUUAAAAUGAUGGAAGGAUAUACUAUCAAAUAUGGAGUAAUUUCUGAAGUUUCAUUAAUAGAAGAUUUAUUAGAUUGGAAUGAUUUGUACUUGGCAGGAAGAUUACACAAACCAGUUAAAGUAUUGGUGGAGCCAAAUGGACAAUCUCAGCUGCCUACGGCUUUAGUGCAAAAUUUACAUUCAGCUGUGCAUGCAGCACUUUUACUGCUACCACAACACUUUACAGAAGUUGAUUUCUAUAAAACUAUAGCCGCUUUGUCUUAUAACGGCGAUUUUAGAAUGAUUUUUGGUGAAAACAAAGAUAAAAUCAAUAACAUUGUAUUGCCACAACUAAGACAGUUUAGACAGUUGUAUAGCCCAAUCUUACAGCAUUUUGAAAAUUAUGUGGAUAUUCCAAAGUUAGAUCAAAUGGCUGUCACCUGCCACCAAGAUACAAGUCCAGCUACAAAGAUACAUCACUUGAAUCAAUUACCUAGAACACCACAGAUUAAACUUGUUAGAUCAUGGUCACAGGGCCCAAGAUCGAAGGAUACAGAAGAUUGUUUACGUGCAAUUGCAUACGAUCCAGAAUGCGAUGAAAUGUUAGAAGAAUCCUUGAAAAAAAUAGUGUGGAGAUCCAGUGUUACACAAAGUUUGAAGGGGAUUUUCACUGCUGGGCUUGUGAAAUCUAUUAAGUAUAGCGGAUCAAAAAUAAUGAAGAUGUUCCAAUCAACUCCACAGAAUGAUAAUUCGCUUCCAAAAGCAAAGUCAAAUUAA
Nomia melanderi (Alkali bee) is the source of this 918-nucleotide messenger RNA. RefSeq names its product phosphatidate cytidylyltransferase, mitochondrial. Gene Ontology annotation, molecular function: phosphatidate cytidylyltransferase activity. Gene Ontology annotation, biological process: CDP-diacylglycerol biosynthetic process; cardiolipin biosynthetic process. Gene Ontology annotation, cellular component: mitochondrion. The record is from RefSeq and is a predicted model, not a curated record. NCBI's taxonomy places the organism in Eukaryota, Metazoa, Arthropoda, Insecta, Hymenoptera, Halictidae.